Messenger RNA from Cyprinodon tularosa, 4006 nucleotides. It is a transcript of the gene slc5a3b, whose product is annotated as solute carrier family 5 member 3b. The record is from RefSeq and is a predicted model, not a curated record. Gene Ontology annotation, cellular component: plasma membrane. Gene Ontology annotation, biological process: transmembrane transport; inositol metabolic process; myo-inositol transport. Gene Ontology annotation, molecular function: D-glucose:sodium symporter activity. NCBI's taxonomy places the organism in Eukaryota, Metazoa, Chordata, Actinopteri, Cyprinodontiformes, Cyprinodontidae. Bases 511 to 2646 code for a protein of 711 amino acids. The transcript has 2 exons.
UUUGUAUUGGUGGCUAUAAGGAGUGGGAGGCUGAUAGGGCAUCGUUGUCUGACGGAGCAUCACAUAAGAAGCAGAACUCUGCAAAAAUGAUGACACCGAUUAGUUUGGGUGACAUCUAAGCCUCCUUGACAAGAAAAAAGAUCAACUCAAAAGAAAGAAAUAUCUCUUUCUAGGCGGACUGAGCGUCUUCUUCCUGUUAAUCCACUUUAAGGGGCGUGGAGUGGUGCGUUUCCGCGGUUCUGUUGAGUGUUUUCUCCCUGUAACCGGAAUAUUCAACCUUGGCUUUUCUAGACCAGUGAUCUGCAACACCCUGCACAACUUAAAAAAGUUUCUGUUCCGACGGACUACCUCAUUUCGUUUAUUUUUUUUUGCCGGGCUGUCAGAGGAUCAUCUUGCCUGAAAACCAAAGCUAGUUGUUUCUAUUGCUGCUAUAUUUUAAUCUCAGCUAUAACGCUUAUAAAUUUGCACAUUUAAUUCUUCUGCAAACUUUAUAGCAAUUCAUCUGUAAAGAUGCAUGCUAGAAUGGAAGCCGCGGACAUAGCAGUGGUGGCACUGUAUUUUGUCCUGGUGAUGGUCAUCGGGCUUCUCGCCAUGUGGAAAGCCAACCACAGCACCGUUAGUGGCUAUUUCCUUGCAGGGCGCUCCAUGACAUGGAUAGUGAUUGGGGCGUCCCUCUUUGUCAGUAACAUUGGCAGUGAGCAUUUCAUAGGCCUGGCAGGGUCAGGGGCUGCCAGUGGUUUUGCAGUAGGAGCUUGGGAAUUCAAUGCCCUCCUGCUUCUGCAGCUGCUUGGCUGGGUGUUUAUUCCUGUCUAUAUCUACUCUGGAGUCUACACCAUGCCAGCUUACCUGUCCAAACGCUUCGGUGGGAACAGGCUGAAAGUUUACUUUGCCUGUCUCUCUGUGUUGCUUUACAUAUUCACCAAGCUCUCAGUGGAUCUCUACGCUGGCGCUCUAUUUAUUCAAGAGUCCUUGGGGUGGAACCUCUAUCUCUCAAUUCUUUUGCUUAUCAGUAUGACUGCUCUGCUAACAGUCACUGGUGGAUUGGUUGCAGUGCUCUACACAGAUGCCCUCCAGGCAGUGCUGAUGGUUGGUGGGGCCAUGACCUUAACCAUCAUCAGCCUCAUCAAAGUUGGUGGAUUAGAGGGGGUCAGAACUAAGUAUAUGCAGGCCACUCCUAAUGUCACUGCUAUAAUGGCUUCCGGAAACUACACCCACUACCCCUCCUGUCGUAUUGAACCAAAGCCAAACUCACUACGUAUCCUUCGUGGCCCUUUCGAUGAGGAUAUUCCUUGGCCAGGUUUCAUUCUGGGGCAAACCCCUGCCUCCAUUUGGUACUGGUGUGCAGACCAGGUCAUUGUGCAGAGAGUAUUAGCAGCCAAGAACAUUGCUCACGCUAAGGGCUCAACACUCAUGGCCGGAUUUCUCAAGAUCCUGCCCAUGUUCUUGAUAGUCAUCCCAGGAAUGAUCUCCCGCAUCCUGUUUACAGACGAGAUCGCCUGCAUCGGGCCCGAGCACUGCAUGGCGGUGUGUGGUUCCCGGGCUGGCUGCUCAAACAUCGCCUACCCGCGCCUGGUCAUGGCAGUGAUGCCCACAGGACUCAGGGGGCUUAUGAUGGCAGUCAUGAUUGCUGCCUUGAUGAGCGAUCUCGACUCAAUCUUCAACAGCGCAAGCACUAUCUUCACCCUGGAUAUCUACCAGACUAUUCGGAAGAGGGCUUCUCAGCGGGAGCUUCUGAUCGUCGGCCGACUGUUUGUUGUGGUCAUGGUAGCAAUCAGCAUCGCUUGGGUCCCUGUAAUCAUUGAGAUGCAAGGUGGACAGACAUACCUGUAUAUCCAGGAAGUCGCUGGCUACCUCACCCCACCAAUUGCUGCCCUUUUUCUGCUUGGUGUGUUCUGGAAGAGGUGUAAUGAGACGGGUGCUUUCUGGGGAGGCAUGACCGGUUUCACGCUAGGUACGAUACGACUAAUCCUAGCCUUCCUCUACCGUCAGCCUCUCUGCAACCAGCCAGACAACAGACCAUUCUUCAUUGUCCACAUUCACUACAUGUACAUUGCAGCCGGACUCUUCUGGAUUUCGGGACUGGUUGCUGUGGUGGUCAGUCUUUGUACCGCCGCACCAGAUGAGGAGCAGAUUCGUACCACCACAAUUUGGGGGCUCCGCAAGCUAGAAAAGAUUCCCCCGAAGGACAGGGAUGAAACAUACAAACUCAAUGAGAAGAACCAAUGCAAUGGCACUGCAGGAUACUAUAAAGAUAUUCCUGCUGAUGUCAAAAGGGAAAGGUGUUUAGAUGGAGCCGAAAUCAAGCUUUUGGUCCCGUACACGGACCAUGAUCCAGCUACACCCAGCACAGAAACGUCCCCGGCCUCCACCCCUGCUGAGCAGCAUGGUUUUAAAAAGAUGGACAUGAUCAGGGCAGAGCAAGGCUGUCAUGGACAAGAGGAGCGCGGCCUGUUCAUGCGUUUCUUCGGCUGUCUCUGUGGGUACAAAGAAGAACCACAUGGCAAUCAGCAGCAAGUCAUGCAAGAGGACGAGCGAGUGGUCGCAGAGCUGCUAUAUGAGCCCCCCAGGGUUAAACUCCUCCUCAACCUCCUCCUACUAACCGUCUGCUCUUUGGGCAUUUUCAUGUUUGUUUAUUUCUCAUUGUAGAAGAACCCUGCACUGAAAUUACCCAACUGUUAGAUUUUGUUUCCAACAUAAAAGAUAUAUGCUAGUUUUUUUGGGCUGUUACAGCAGUAAGAAAUUUCACUGAUUUAAAAUCUUGUCUGUAAUAUUUACAGUUUUUUUUUUUUUUUUUUUUUUUUUUUUUUUUUUACAGGGAUCCAAGCUUGUUAUCAUUUUUUAAUGACUAAAGCGUCUCUAUCUAAAAAAAAAAAAAAAAAAGCUAAACAUAUUGUACUUCUACAUGACUUUGAAUCCUAUUGUUCUUAAUCCUGCAUUUAAAAUAUCUACUGGGAGUUUUAGAGUUGUUCUCUAAAUGAGUUUAAUAUUUGCCUUACCACAUGUGUUUCCUUUUUCUAGUGAGAAUGGGUUGAAGUAAAUUUAAAAACUCUUUAUUUUGAAAGAGGCGAAAGAGAAAACAUCAAGAAUGGGUACACUGGUAGUGUUGCAUAUGUUUAAAAAAAAAAUCAUUUUAUUUCUAGCGAUGAAUAUUAUUAUUGGUUUGAAUUGCUUAAUGUGUUUGUAUCUACAACCACUUGAUGCAGUUAACAUUUAGUAUUGAGAAAUGUGUUCAUGUUUUGCAGCUCAUGAGUUUCAGAAAAAUAAGCACAACUUUAGAAGUGAUUUUCUUUUCUGUAUGUUCUUAUUAUUUCUUUUUAGGAAAUAUAUAAAUGAUACAGUUAGUUACAUGUGUGUUCAAAAAGAGUUUCUUAUGACCAAAUUCUAGUCAUAUCUGGAUCUCUUGCUAUUUCUACUGGUUUUUACAUUGUUAUCCACUGUUUUGUGAUUAAAUUUUUUUUCUCUGGCUGUAUUCUGUUAUAUUUCAUAACUUACGGCUGUUUUAACAUUAAUGUUUGGUAACAGAAAGCAUCUGUUCUCAUGAUUCUGUUGCAGUUCUUUUUCUUGUUUGGCACCACAUCUUUUAAAUCCUUUGCAAUAUGUUAAUAUUGUCUGAAACUCUUUCAGGGCUCCUUUUUCAGAUUUCUUGUGUGUAUUUCUUUUGGGUCUUGUGUUUUUAAAUGUUGUUUGUGCCUCUUUUUAAGUGCAUUUUCUAUAAACCUCCUACCAAAUGUGUCUUAUUGUGAAAUACCUAUGUGAAAAGAAACACAUUUUUUUGUUUGUUUUUUACAAAGAAAAGAAAAAUACUUUUGUUUAAAAUCAUGACAUUAACCAGCUUUUUAACGCAGUACAUUGUUUUGGUUGAAUAAAUUGAGAUGAGAACAUUUCAGUGACAUGUGGAUGUCAGGGUUAGCACUUUGCUGACACAUUUUCUGACAUGGUCAGUGAUCAUUUGUGUUUCUAAUAAUCUGUGGUCAUUGUAUGUGUCCUCCCACAUCAACGACUCACA